AUGAAGCGCGGCCACGGCUCCGGCAGGCUGGCCGGCGACAGCGACGGCGCGUUCCCCAACCUGCCACCAUCUGGAAGCCGUGAGCAUCCAAGUCAACAGUCCCACACUCCCACCUCAUUCCAUCGCCGCCUCCUUCUCCUGCUCCUCCUCGCCGCGGUCGCCUGCACAGGGCCGCCCGGCGCCGCGUCCAAGCCCGCGCUGCUCGAGCCCUGCGCCUCUGCCACGGCCUGCCCCACACUGUUCUCCUCCGCCCUCCACGCCGACCUCAAACUCGCCGAGCUGGCCGUGCUCUUCGCCGUCGACCCGCUCGCCAUCCUGGCCGCCAACGCCAUCGACUUUGCUGCCCCGGGGCUAGCCGGCCGCAUCCUCCCGGUCGGCCUCGCGUUGCGCGUGCCGGUCCCCUGCGCUUGCUCCGGCCGCGUCCGCAGGGCCACCUCCGUCCGCUACCGCCUGGGGGACACGCUCUCGCGCGUCUACGAUGGCCUCACCGCCCCAGACUGGAUCAGGGACUCCAACGGCGGCGUCCUUGACGCUGAAGGCGCCGUCGACGCCGGGACCGCGCUGCUCGUGUUGCUGCACUGCGCGUGCUUCGGCAGGGUGGGCAACGGGGAUACCGUGCCGGCAAUCGCGAAGAGGUACCAGACCACGACCACCGACGUGAUGAGCGGGUGCGGCUCCGACGGGCUAGCCGGCGACGGCGACGGCGCGUUCUUGGACAAGCUCAGGUGGCGAGGCAGAGGCCGGCGCGCGGCGAGGCCGCGACCAGCGGCGGUGAGGAGGCAGAGGCCGGUUGCCGCAUCGAGCAGCACCAAGGUGAGCCGGCCGCGCCUGCGGGAUCCGGCCGGAGAGGCGAGCUCGGGUGGCGCGGUGGAGCCCUGA
This is a messenger RNA of Triticum aestivum (bread wheat), 879 nucleotides long. Its product is annotated as lysM domain-containing GPI-anchored protein LYP4-like. NCBI's taxonomy places the organism in Eukaryota, Viridiplantae, Streptophyta, Magnoliopsida, Poales, Poaceae. The record is from RefSeq and is a predicted model, not a curated record. The transcript has a single exon. The coding region runs from base 1 to 879 and encodes 292 amino acids.